Messenger RNA from Anopheles gambiae (African malaria mosquito), 7242 nucleotides. RefSeq lists its product as uncharacterized. The transcript has 2 exons. The record is from RefSeq and is a predicted model, not a curated record. The coding region runs from base 825 to 3542 and encodes 905 amino acids. NCBI's taxonomy places the organism in Eukaryota, Metazoa, Arthropoda, Insecta, Diptera, Culicidae.
CGGGAGUAGAGGCAGCCCACUGAAUGGCCACCCCCAAAGUUCGUGUCGGUCAAAAAGGUUCGUGCGGAAAAGCAGACAAAAACGACGCAUAAGGGAGGGUUAAACGUUCGCUGGCUGUUGGUGUUAUGUGUGUUCCUCUCUUAUCCAACGCUUGUUGCAGUAGCAAUCGUGUGUGUUUGUGUGUGUGUGUGUGUAGUUCGGUUGGAAAUAAAUAGAUUUAGGAAGCAUGGCUGUAAUCCUGGCGCUUUUUUGCGGACCCUGCACUGGCGCACUUUCACGUUAAUCUAGCUGUUAGGUGUAAUAAAUGGUGUCUGGGCUGGAAUGGACGGGGCUGGUGGACUUUCGGUUGGUUUGACGCGCGUAUACGCGUGUGCCCGAGAUGCACAGAAAUCAAUUUUAAUCUUCAAUUUUGAAACAUACGAACACGCAUCAAUGGAGAGUGUUUAAUUUAAUUCCACUUUUAGCACUUCCAGCCGCACGCAUAAAACCGCCUCCAACAAACCACUUUCCACCGGCCCCAAAAUGGAACUAACCACUUUAACGUAACAAACGCACGUUGAAGGAUUUAAUUAACUUACUUUCCUUUCCUCUCGCAACCCCUCCAUUUCAUUGCACACUGCCCACACGCAGACGGUGGCAGUCAGGACGGACAGCUGGCGGGUGGCAAGCAGUCGAACCACGGGCAGCGUGAGCCGUCCGGCCAGCAGCAGCAACAGCUGCAGCAGGAAGCCCCACUGGUCGUGCCGCUCGGCACGACGCCCGCUGUCCCCGGCACGACCGACAGCCUGCUCGGCGACGGCCAGAACGUCGUGUCGCCGUCCGUGAUGGCCAAGUUCCUCGAGGACGAGCUGAAGUCGAGCGACGCGCUGCUCGGCACACCGAUCAAACACUGUGAUACGUGCGUGUGCCCGCAGGGUGGGGGCGGUGCGGUCGAGUCGGCGCGCCUGCACGCGUCCGGCUCGCUGCUGCUGGCCGACCUGCUCGGCAGCGACCAGAAGUACUACAGCGUGGCGACGCAGACGCUCGUGCGCGGGGAGCACGCGAACGGCACCAACACGCUGCUCUGCCUGCGGUGCAGCAGCAACCUGAACUCGCCGUCCCACCACAACAGCCCGUACAUGCUGAAGCUGAUCAAGUCGAGCGACAGCGUCAUCUCGGAAACGAAGAGCAGCGUCUCGGACUACCUGACCACCCCGGACAAGGUUUCGCCGACGACGGCGGUCCGGCCGGGCGGGUCGGCGAACGGUGCCGCCUGUGGCGACAUUGGCACGGGCGGGGAGGGAAGCGAUACGUCCGAUCCGCUCGCACUGCUGGUGGUGCCAACCAAGAAGGACGACCUGAUGGUUAAUCCCAUCCUGGGGCACCAUCGGCUUGCGGUGGAACGGUCCACCGCGCUCUCAGCGAACCAGACCGACCAGCAUCAUCUUCAGCAGCAGCAGCAGCAGCAACACAACAAGCUGGCUGCUGGGAAAGUGCCGACGACCACACAGCAGCACACAAAGAAGCUGCCCGGGGAUGCUGCCUUCAAGCAGAGCAAGCCACCGGUUUGCGGUGGCAGUGGUGGUGCUGGACAAAUGACACCGCAGCUUAGUCGAGCCGAGCCGACGGCAUCGAAGCUUGCGCACGAUUCGCCCUCGUACAUUAUUAAGGACACGGAUCAGAUGAGCGGCAGCCACGCGACGCCGAUCUCCUCGUCCACCGGGAAUGGCGGUGUGGCGGGACCGUCGGGCAAGUACGGCACGUCCGCUAGUGGCAGUGUGGGCAGCGGGCUGUACCAUACCGUCGGCAGCACCAACAGCCUGUGGAGCAGGACGAGCAGCAAGGAUCCGGAGAAGGACGGUGCGAAGAUGUUCGAGAUCUUUAAUCGCAAUCUCAUCAAAACCAUCAAGGCUGAAAAUCCCAAGAUGUCAGGUCCGCGUAUCUGUGCGCUGCGAAUACAGAACGGUUCGAGCAACAUCCUGCUGGACAACCUCGUCGACGACGGUCUCGAAGGGUUGGACUCGAAGCCACCGACCCCGGUCAUGUACACGCGCCGUGCCAAGUUCCUCGACGAGGAGCUGCUGCUAGACGACGAUCCAUCGAUCGGGCUGAACGGUGCGAUCAAAACCACCAACCUGCCGACGGCAACGUCUUCCGGCGAAUCCAUUUCACCGCCCGCUGGCUACACCAAACCCGUGACCACGCCGGUCAAAUCCUCCCAGGCAGCCGGUGGUGCGCUCGGUCCCGCCGGAGACGGUGGACCGGAUGGGCACGGAAGCCUCAUCAGCGGAACGAUUAACCGCGUCGAUGAGGGUGGCGGCGGAGAAGCUGCCAGGGGUCAUGAGGAGGCGGGCGGUGGUAACAAGCAGGUGUGCAAUAUGAGCACCACCACCUCACCCCACUCCUCCGACCGGCUGUGUACGAUCGGGGAGGAGGUGAGCAAUUUGCUGAUCAACACCAAGCUCGGUACGGCCGCGCUGCCCAAACCGCGCCUCGACAUCAACGUCAACAAGCUGGAGGGUAUCGACGUGACGUCCAAGAAGUCCUGCACCCAGUCCAGCUCGAUCUCGAGCGAAAUCGACCUGCAGGAGAGUGCGAUACUGCGCCGCCAGCAGCUGUCCCGGGUCGCCGAGUGGGUGCAGAACAACUCGAAGCUCGGCAAUGCGGCGGAACCGCUCAGCAACACCGAGUCGGACAACGAGCCGACGGCCGGUGGUGCGCUGACGGCGGACAGCUUGAACAACAAUGCUACCGCGCCCGGCCUACCGCCGAAGGCUUCCCGUCCAACCGUGCCGUCCACCGGUGGUAAGCCGGCGGGCUGCGAGGCAAAACCGUCGAUGGGCCGGCUGGGCCACCCGUACGGUCCCCCCGGUACCGGUAGCAGUCUGCUCAAUGGUAACUACGCGAGCGCCGCCACCUUUGGCGGUGGCAUGAACGCCCCCAAGCCGGACCGGGCCAUGACCGCUGGCGCGAAGCACGGGUACAGCAACAAUCUCAACAGCAGCAGCCUUCCGAACGGUACGGCCUCGGCGUCCGGCCUGCUGGACUACAACAGCAAUGCGACGACGGUCGCACCCGGACCCACCAGUGCUGCGCUCGGUGCCAUCCGGAAGGGCAGUACCGUGACGGUGCUGCGGGAUAGUGCGCUUACCGGACAGUGCCUCGCGGGUGACGAGCGCCGGCUGGCGCCCCUGCCCGACCCGGACCCGCACCACCCGGCCGGCAACGACGACGACGACGACGAUAGCAGCAGCGUCGAUCUCGCCCAGAUGGAGUACAACGUGAAGCAGUUUCUGCUGAAGCAGAACGAAUGGUCCACGGUGCGGCGCCAGUCGCUCAUUUCGUCCUCUGCCUCCAGCGUGAAGGGUCGGGGCGGCGACGAACCCGUCCGGCCGGUGCGCGACCCCUGCACGAAGGGGUUGUUUCCCGGGAUGGCGGUAGCGCAGCAGACGCAAGCACCGUACCAGCACCAUACUGGCACAACGGGCGUAGGCGGUAGCAACAUGUACGGCAACAGUCACAAGUACCCGAUCAAUCCACACCGGACGGAAACGAAUCUGUAAAGACCCAACCAACCAAGCAACUCCUGCAACAGAGGGGGGGGAAAACUACACACGCUCGCACAAACAUGCUGGCCCGUGCCAGGGAGACAGGUGUCCGGAAAGAGGGGCGAAGCGAGGGGCAGGCGGAAACCAGAGCUUCGGAUUAGUUAAUGGAUACAUAUACCGAACGUUGCUUACAAAAUAAAACAUUGUUGAUCGCGUAGUCGCAUAGCUAUGUAACAGAUAGUGAAGAUAGGUCACACCACUCACACACGGACACUUAGGCAAAAGGGCACACGCGCCAAGAUCGAAGCACAAAAUGGGGGGAAGGUGACCCCGCAGCAGGUAGGGCUUAUCAUUGAUAAAGUUUUGUGUGUAAAGUGCAACGGUGCAUGUGCAAUCGUGCGUUGAGGGAGAGAAUGAGAAAGAGAGAGAAGGAGAAAGAGAAAAAGGGAAUCAAAGUGCUCAUUUAUGUUUAGAGUUAAUUGCCAAACAUUCGCUGUAGUAGUAAAACGUCCAAAACCAAAAAUCCAAUAUAUUAUAUACACAUAGCCAGUGCGCUUUGCCAAAACCGGCGCCAGGGGGAAAGGGGAAGCCUGGGAGGGGGAAAGGUUAAGAGAGAUAAUUCCAAUAAUUUAGUUGAGGGUUUAUUUUUCUCGCUGAGUAUGGGUGAGUAGCUUGGCUUUGCUAAGUACGCCGCACAAGCACGCUUAACCGGUUAAGCGUAGUAUGUAAAUGUGUUUAUUUUUAUGAUUCGGAUAGUGUAACUGCCUCAUACUUAUAGUUUUCUACAUUCUGUGGACGUCGCAACCCUCGUGGAACAUGCGUCUGCACCAGCUGGGGUGUCCAAAAUCAGUUAAUAAUCAAAACAAUGAUUGAAACCAAACCAACCAUACCAGAACUGCUAGUGAUAGAGAGCAAAAAGAAGAAAAAAAACAGCAUUAAUGUGGGCGGGAAACAAAGAGGGAAAAUAUAGAAUAAUCAAUCAACUUUAUAAUGCAUUACCAACCCAACCCCAAAAACCACCCAACGAGCUGAGAGUUCCUUCGGCAAAGCGCGACCAGUGAGUAGAGAUUAAACGGUAGUGUCGGAUAAAUCAAGAAGCGAAGUGUACAUGUAUUGUCUGUUUGUAGUAUAAGCAAUGGCUAAAAUAAGGGCGGAGAUGGAUGUAAGAAGGGUGAGCGAGUCUGUGUCGUAUUUUUUGUUUUUAUUUCGCCAGCAGUGCUGUACUGUUGACACUGCAACACAUGUAACCAUGCCUUUUUUCCCUUCCCCCGUUGAUUGAUAGUGUGGAAAGCGAGAAGGAUACGGAAGCAGGAGCAGGAUAUUUACUCCCACUAUACAUAUUAACUAUAUAUAUAUACAUAUAUAAGCGCGGGCAUCGGGCAGGAGUAGCACACGCUCCCCUUAUACUUCUCCCUCACACCAAAACAACCCCUCUUCUUCCUUUGAGCAUAUGGAAAAGCAAACCUAUAUACACCACACAGCGUACUAUAACGAUUAUAUCCCAACCGUUGCGUGAAGAAACAAGAACAACAAACAAAAGGACGUUCGUGGCUUGGGCUUAGUAUCUUCCGUAGAACGAAAAGGGCGCAGUGUUUCUAGUGGAGUUAGUAAAGAAACCGAACUACAACAUAAGGCAUCCAAAGCAAAUGCAGAAGCAAAAGCCUGUAUCCUGUGCGUCGUGAAGGCGAAGGGUGAUAAUAUGUAUAUCUGCAGCAACAGUUCGAAACCAAAAACACAAACAAAAAAAAAAAAAAACAAAAAAGCAUAACACAGACACAGAUAAAUUACAACAUUUUCGCUUACAUGCGUUAACAUUCAUAUCUAAUCGCAUUUAUCGCAACGCGCAAGCGCUAUAUGAAGUGAUGCGCAUCGUACGCGAUCGCUCAUGGAUCGUUAAGUGCAUGUUUUCGCCCUUACUUACUACCAAAAAGCAAAGCGAAAUUUCGCCCCAAGGCUCUCAUUGGUUCGAUGAUGCGAAACACCCAUGCCGCGCGACAAAGAAUAUACUCCUUUAGAUGGCUUCAUGUGAUAUACACCCGUAUGUAAACAAACUUAACUAUUAUAUCAUUCCCCUCUUUCCCUCCCACUUUCUCGCCCCCCCCCCCCCACCAUCCCAUUGACCAACCAUAUAAUCAUCGCACAAUAUAGAAUGCCUGCCUUUGCUAACGCUUGCCUUCAGUUCUACGUUAUCCUUUCUUCCCCUCGUUUCCGCUUCGCUCCCGUUGUGCCCCGUUUCCCCCCAAAACGUGUGCAUGUUGUGGCGUACCUUUAGAUGUACCGUUCUGUGCAAAACCGUUCCACAAAACUAACCUACUAACAAAUCUCUAUCACCUUAUAUCACCUGCACUAUGUACUAUCACCACCGGGAGAGGAUCUGUGCUGCGAUAUUGUAACGGGGAAGAAUAUAUCCCCUAUCCUACCAAGAGAAACUGCAACUACGCUUUAAUUUAAGGACGAUCAGCUUACUAACUCGUAACUCGUAACACACUAUAUUUACAUCGUAACGCGCGUAUACCAUUGAUUAUAAAGAAAAUGCCAUUUUCAUCGAUCGAUCGAACAAUCCACAUUCCCCAAGUUCCCAAUUCCCACUUCACCAUCAAUCCAUCCAUCCAUAUGCGUUGGUCAUAUCUCGUCUCAUAUCGCAUUACGUGCCCGAUAGUGCUGCAUUCCAGUUGUGCAUUCCUUUUUUUUUUACUUCCGAUUGUGGGCAAUGACGUUCUUAUCAGCCUUCGCCAACUAAUGAAAUUCCGUUCGGUAACAAACCGGUGCGAAGGGCACAACGAUGCAAAGCGCCCAGAAAUAUUUGGUGAAGAUUGAGAGCGUUUUUGUUCCCAGACUUCCGGGUACGAUAGGAUGGUUUGAGGAGGCUAUCUAGGCUUUGCUCGUUGUCCCUUUUCGUUGGACAAACAAUUUUGGGAUCGAAUGGCACAAGGUCGGCAAACGGCUAAGCUGCGGAAUGGAAUGUUUUUUGUUUUGAUUUCCUUUUUCUGCUUUGUUUUUGUUGGAAUCAGUUUUCGUAUUUUGUUUUUCGUACUUAAAAGCAAAAAGAACUCAUUUCUCUUUUCUUCGUACAUUAGACUAAAACAACACGAAACUUACAAUUCCCAACACCGAAGCAAUACAAAUCCAUCUCUUCCAGUCUGAACAAACCCGUUUUCUAAGUAAGCAGCCCAUGUUUUUAAUGGUUUUAUAAGCAUAAUUAACCCGUACAAUAUUGUGCGUCAUUUUCAUUCUUCCGUCGCUAAAAACUGCCCUAAACGAGCACAAAACUAAGACACAAGAACAACAACAACAACAACAGCAGCCGUAGCAGCAUUAGAAGAAACUAGACACGCACAAAGCGAAAGAUAUACAGCCAGGCAUGAUGAUCCCCUCCACCUCCCCUCCGGAGGCAAUUAUGGCCCGUUUCCUGUUUUCCUUUCCCGUCCUUUGCUUUGCUAAUGUGUGUUGAACAUUACUUUACUCCUCGCUUUGCUAUCAAUAUCCUUGCAUCCCUUUGCUAUAUUAUGAGCAGCAAAUGAAACGAGCAGAAGGAGAAGAUAAGAUCCUCCGCAUCCACAAACCACAGCAUAAAGCAAGAAGAAGGUAAAACAAUGCGAACUAUGACGUACCGAUGAUAUUUUGAGCCGUCAGAAAUGGAAUGAAAUAUGCUAUUAUUGCAACAGCAGCAAAACAAACCAAAAAACCAAGAAAAUAAAUGUGUUUCCAAAACUGA